Chiloscyllium plagiosum (whitespotted bambooshark) is the source of this 825-nucleotide messenger RNA. It is a transcript of the gene sfrp2l, whose product is annotated as secreted frizzled-related protein 2 like. Lineage: Eukaryota; Metazoa; Chordata; Chondrichthyes; Orectolobiformes; Hemiscylliidae. Gene Ontology annotation, molecular function: Wnt-protein binding. The record is from RefSeq and is a predicted model, not a curated record. Gene Ontology annotation, biological process: canonical Wnt signaling pathway; non-canonical Wnt signaling pathway.
AACUGUAAGCCCAUUCCCCGCAGCAUGGCGCUGUGCCAUGGGGUGGGCUACAGCGAGAUGAGGCUGCCCAACCUCCUUGGUCAUGGGACCAUGAGGGAGGUCUUGCAGCAGGCUGGCUCCUGGGUUCCUCUGCUCAACAAGCAAUGCCACUCUGACACCAGGAGGUUCCUCUGCUCCCUCUUUGCUCCUGUCUGCCUUAAUGAGCUGCAUGAAUCCAUCCAGCCUUGCCAAUCCCUGUGCCAGGCAGUCAGGGAUAGCUGCACUCCGGUGAUGUCCGCUUUCGGCUUCCCAUGGCCAGACAUGUUGGAUUGUAACCGUUUCCCGGUUGACAAUGACCUUUGUAUCCCUUCUGCCACCUCAGAGGAGGACGGACUCCUGCAGGAAGAACCCCAAAUCUGUGAAGCAUGCAAAGCUGAGGGAGGAGCUGAGAGGAGCAUUCUCACACAAUUGUGCAACAAUGACUUUGUGCUGAAAAUCAAAGUGAAGGAGAUCUCGUACCUGGACAGAGAUGCGACGAUUAUUCCGGAAGGCCGAAGCAGGCUGCUGUACGGGCCAGAGGGAUGGACUGACAGCGGGGAUGAGAGGUUGGAGCUGUGGCUGCCUGGAGGCUCUGGAUGUACCUGUGAUGAGCUGAGGGACCUGAGCGCCUCCUAUCUGCUGACAGGGAGAAAACAGGCUGAGGGGCGGCUGCUCGUCACCUCGAUCAGACACUGGAGGGGAGGAAAGAGGGAGCUCCGGAAAAUGACCAGGAGCUUCAAGAAAGCUCGCUGCUAAUCGUCGGACAUUACAGGGCAGCUCAAUAAAUAAUAUCCAACCAUCCCCCGC